This is a messenger RNA of Penicillium samsonianum, 1452 nucleotides long. RefSeq lists its product as uncharacterized. The transcript has 2 exons. NCBI's taxonomy places the organism in Eukaryota, Fungi, Ascomycota, Eurotiomycetes, Eurotiales, Aspergillaceae. The coding region runs from base 1 to 1452 and encodes 483 amino acids. The record is from RefSeq and is a predicted model, not a curated record.
AUGACUUCAAUUUUCGGGCCCGCACUCUCUGCUCUCCCUGAUGGGAACCAGCACAUCACGAGCUCCGCCCACUGGGAGGACCAAUUUGAUGAUUGGGCACCUUUUCCUUCGGUUUCAAACCUGUGCUCCUCCUUCUCUAACCAGUGUUCCAUCUCCCCACAGCCAAAUGCUAUCGCCCUGUCUUCAAAAUCAAACGCCAGGGCCCCGUGUGCACGAUCAGAUGCCAGGGCCGUGAAGGAUCCAUUCGGACGUCUUCCGUGGUUCGUUCUCGAAGAGGUUGUCGUCAACAUACCAGACCUUCCUACUUUGCAUCAAUUGUUCCAAUCUUCGCCAGCCGUCGUAGACUAUCUCAACCAUACGACCGGAUUCUUCCCGAAGGCCGUUGAGAGCAUCAUCAAGCACAAGUACCGUGACAGUGGUCUCGACGAAGACACCCGUAUUUUCCUUCGAACUCUGGUCUAUCUUUGGUGGAAAGAAGAGUCUGAGGAGACAGGGAUUCCUUCGGGUGAUAAUCCAUUGCCCGACUGUUUUCAUCAUGAAUUGGUCUACAGCGUGAACGUCUCAACAGAGGGAUUCUAUGAGCCAAACAAGGUGGGAUGGAUUCGUCUCCCGCCGUCAACUCCCCCAAAGAUUCUCCGUCAUCUCCUGAGCCUGGCAAGUCGCAUCCGCCGGGAUGCACACGCCUUCUUCCACGGGGCUAUGAAACUGUGCUUGUCGACCAAAAUCGAGGAGCUGAAGAAUCCAAAGGCGCCGUGGACGCAAAACGGGCCUAGGCCUCGCGGGAAACCGGUUGACGUCGAGGGGGUAGAUUAUCCGAUGACUUGGCUGGAAGAGCAACGAAUCAUGCAAGCCUUUUUGAAGCCGUACAUUUUCUCAGUACUGCGACGGAUCAUCUGUGAGAAAAAGCUGCUGAAGAUUGGUUCUCCUUCCAAUGUUUCUCCUCUCGCUGAUGGCCGAUACCCGGACACGUUCGAGCAUUUGGAUCAGGAUUUGAUGAUGGAUUUCUGGAGACCUUUUGCGAACUAUGGCCCCCUGAGAACAGAGACGAUGGAACAGCUGGAAACCGGAGAGGCACACUUCACAACAUGUUGCCCAGAACAUACCCCGUUGAGCACCUGGCAGCUCGAAUCCGGCGGAGAUAGUCUCCAGCAUAUCUCGCUCCCCGGCUGUUUCUGGCCUCAGAGCUGCGAAGAUAUGCCUCAAUCUGGUGUGAGAAGCGCCGGCUUCCGCGGCGAAUUCCAGAAGUUUGGCGUGAGCUUCUGGGACGAAAAACGAAUGCUUUACUUGGGCCUCGCCACCAACAGGAUGGACAGAUACUCCGACCGGAAGGAGCUUGCGUUCCGGUGGUCUUCCCUGCUGCUGUCGCACAAGAAGAAUAGCCCCAAAAGGAGUGUAAAGCAGAAGGGGAUGCGGUUCCGGAGCCGAACAAAGGCUCUUUUGCCAGGCAAUUAG